AAGGGGAAAAAAAAAAUAAAAAAUAGUUGUGCUCUUUGCAGAAACGGUGUGUUUCUCAAAGUAUCGCUACGACUGUCUAUUGGUCGUUUUGAGCUUUCCCCCUCAUCGGUGAAAGACAUUUUGCAUACCUCCGGCGUCGUUUUGCUUGAUUGUGGCAGUUUUGUUUAAUUAUAAGGAGUGAAUGGAAGCGAAUCCUGGGCCAAUUGAUGGCUCUGUACUGUAUGAUCAAGAUAAACAUGUAUCUGCUGCUGUUUGGGAUGGCCAGGAACGUGGUGCACUUAGAUGCCACGAGCAUACAUCGAAGUUGGGUGAAUGGAAGUUGACCCCGAAACAGAUAGAGUUGGUGGAGAAGGCUGGAUUUGGAUAUUUAAGAAAAAUUCCUGCUAUUAGUUUAGAUAAUCCUCUUAUUUCAGCAUUAGUUGAGAGGUGGAGAAGGGAAACAAAUACAUUUCACUUUGGCGUAGGUGAAAUGACGGUUACUCUUCAAGAUGUUGCGUUAUUGUUGGGAUUGGCAAUUGAUGGGAGGCCUGUUAUCGGCAUAACACAUACAACUUGCAGCUUGGUAUGUGAAAGGCUUCUAGGGAAAGCCCCUGAUUCAAGCUAUGCUAGUGGUGGGAUGGUGAAACUAAGUUGGUUGAAGGAGUACUUUUCUCAUUGUCCUGAAAAUGCUCCGACUGAAGAGGUUGAGCGAUGCACACGUGCCUAUCUUCUCUACCUCGUUGGAAGUACAAUAUUCUCCACGACCACAGGGAAUAAAGUUCCUGUCAUGUAUCUUCCACUAUUUGAAAAUUUUGAAGAAGCUGGGAAUUUUGCCUGGGGAGCAGCAGCAUUGGCUUUCUUAUACAGAGCGCUUGGAAAUGCAUGUGUUAAAUCUCAAAGUACCAUCUGUGGUUGUUUAACCCUUCUACAGUGUUGGAGUUACUUUCAUCUGAAUAUCGGUAGACCAAAGCUCAAUCGGGAUCCCAUUCAUGAUCAUUUUCCAUUUGUACUUAGGUGGAAAGGAAAACAGAGUGGGCCAACAACAAAUCGUGAUGUAGUCUUUUACCGCAAGGCAUUGGAUUCGCUGAAACCGAGUGAUGUGGAGUGGCUUCCUUACAAAUAUAUGGACAGUACUGUAAUACCAGAAGACAUAAAAGAUACAUUGAUUUUAGGAAGAUCAAAGACAAUGCUUAUAUGCUUUGACAAGGCAGAGAGACACCUUCCUGAUCGUUGCUUAAGGCAAUAUGGCAUGCUUCAACCGAUUCCUGAAGAUGUGGUGCGUUGGAUAAGAAAGAGCAGAGGAGUUGAUGGCGGGGUAGACUUGUCCGGAAAAAUGGAAUCGGAACUUAAUGAAUGGUCAGACCGUCGACUCUAUAUUGUGGAUGGUGAUGAUGGUGUAGAUGAAAUUGAGUACAUGCAAUGGUACUCUAGAAUUACUCGUAAAGUUGUAGGGAGACCUAUAUCCUUAUCAUCCGAGUUCCAAAGAACAAUAUCUGGUUUAAGGGAAAUUGCCUACUUGGCAGAUUCGUUCUCAACAAAAGGGUUGGAUGGACAACAAUUUGAGUCAAUUACAAGGAUCAGAUUUAUUGCACAGGACUGUUUGAGGGACCAGGCUGGAAGUCCUGUCACACCAUCAGCUGCUCCACAAAUUGAACUUGGAAAAAGGUCUAGGGGAAAGGAAAGAGUAAGGAGAAAGGCUUCCAUGAAACGCAGGAGAAAGGAUGACCCAGUGGAAUAUUAUGAAGGUAGUGAGGAUGACCAAUCUCAGUUUUACAGUGCAGUUAUUGAGGUUGAUCAAUUACAGUUAUGUCAGGCAGAGGAUGAUGCUCGUGAAUUACAGUUACAUCAGGCAGAUGAGGAGGUUGAUCCGCAACAGCUGUGUCUUACACCUGAUGAGGACAAUACUGGAGAGCUGCAUGUUGUGGUGAGCAAGGCUGAUGAUACACAUCUUAGCAACACAGCUGAUAACAUCAAUAACUCUCAGCUUCAGAAUGCAACUAACAAUGCCAUCAAGGAUUCAAAAGUGUGUGAUGCAACAAUGGAAGUGGUUGAUGAUUCUGAGGCUCAUACUCCAACUAAUGAGGCGAAUGAGUCACAGCGCUGUCAGACAACUAAUGAGGUUCAUGGCUCUAAGCCUUGUGAGACAACAAACAUGGUCAAUGACCAAGAACUGCAUGAUGCAACUGUUAAGGAAGCAAAUGACUCCCAGCUCUCUGAUCCAAUCAAAGAGGCUAAGGACUGGCAUCUCCCUGAUGCAACUCUGGACACAAGGGACUCACAGCUCCCUGAUGUAACUGAAGAGGGAAAUGGCUCACAGCUCCUUGAUGUAAUUGAAGAGGGAAAUGGCUCACAGCUCCCUGAUGUAACUGAAGAGGGAAAUGGCUCACAGCUCCCUGAUGUAACUGAAGAGGGGCUCCCUGAUGUAACUGAAGAGGGAAAUGGCUCACAACUCCCUGAUGCAACUACUGGCAGCAAGGAUUCACAGCUCCCUGAUGCAACUAUUGGCAGCAAGAAUUCACAGCUCCCUGAUGCAUCUGAAGAAGAGAAUGUCAAACUGCUCCCUGAUACAAAUACAGAGGGUAAGGGUGCACAGCUUCCUGAUUCAACUAGAGAGGAGAAUAGCUCACAGAUUCCUCCUGCUACUGAAAAGGGGAAGGGCUCGCAACUUCUUGAUUCAACUAAAGAGCCAAUGGACUUGCAGCUUCAGGAGGCAGCUGAAAAGGGGAAGGAUUCGCAGCUUCUGGAUGCAACAAACAAGGGGAAGGAGUCACAGCUUUCUGAUGCAACUGAAGACAGGAAGGACUUGCAGCUUCAGAAUGUAGCUAAAGAGAAGGACUCUCAGCUUUCUGAUACCACUAACGAGGGGGACUCGCAACCUCCUGAUAGAACUAGAGAGGCCAAUGACUUGCUGCCUCCUGAUGCAACUGAUGAGGCAAAUGGCUCAAAGCUCUCUCAUUAGCUGUUUCAGCUGCCAAAGCAGCACCAAAUGAUAUUCCAAGGGGAGUGGUUAAGAAAUAGAACUUUCAUUUUGUUAUCACAGAUAUGUCAAGACUGACAUUACCAUUGUGCUAAUGCUGGGGAUAAUUGGCAGUAUUAGAAGAAGAUUUUCAUCGUAUCGCUUUUGAGGUUAAAACAUCUGGAUCUUGUGGCUUAAAGACACAAUAUUUUGUUCACGAACAUCGACUUUCAUGUAUCAUCCGAGGGCGCAUAUACUACAAAGAUGCUACCUAGUGUUUAACAUCUUGUCAAUUCAGUAGUUUAGUGAUUGUCUUUAUGCUUGGAAUUGUUCAAGUUCUUUGCUUUGGUUUUUAUUAGGGCGUGAACUGGCUUUCACAUGCUUUUGGAUUAGCUGUUGCUAGUUCUUAGAAUAUGGAUUUCCCUCUGCUGUAUGCAGCAAUUCAAUUAUUCCUAAUUAGGAGCUUCACAUCUUUAGGAUAUUGUCUUAGCAUUGCAGUAGCAUAUUUUUGAUACUAUAUCGAAAAAUAUUUUGAUCUCAACCUUAUAUUUGAGUUUUAAUAUUUGUA
Ricinus communis (castor bean) is the source of this 3503-nucleotide messenger RNA. RefSeq names its product protein MAIN-LIKE 2. Bases 182 to 2938 code for a protein of 918 amino acids. Gene Ontology annotation, biological process: meristem maintenance; meristem development. The transcript has 6 exons. The record is from RefSeq and is a predicted model, not a curated record. NCBI's taxonomy places the organism in Eukaryota, Viridiplantae, Streptophyta, Magnoliopsida, Malpighiales, Euphorbiaceae.